CAAAAUGGUGGGAAACUACGGUUAGAUUUAAAUGUUCAGGCUGCUUGGGAUCAAGGCAUUACGGGUAAAAACGUAACUACAGCAAUAAUGGAUGAUGGAGUCGAUUAUAUGCAUCCGGAUUUAAGGUACAACUAUAACGCUGAAGCUAGUUACGAUUUUAGUAGUAAUGAUGCAUAUCCCUACCCAAGAUAUACUGAUGAUUGGUUUAACAGUCAUGGGACGCGUUGUGCGGGAGAAGUGGCAGCUGCACGUGAUAACGGAAUUUGUGGCGUUGGUGUGGCGUAUGAUUCAAAAAUUGCUGGCAUUCGUAUGCUUGACCAACCUUAUAUGACUGACUUAAUCGAGGCUAAUUCGAUGGGACAUGAACCACAUAAAAUACACAUUUAUAGUGCUUCUUGGGGCCCAACUGAUGAUGGGAAAACUGUUGAUGGUCCACGGAAUGCGACUAUGCGCGCAAUUGUUCAAGGCGUUAAUGAAGGACGCAAUGGACUCGGCAACAUCUAUGUGUGGGCUUCAGGAGAUGGUGGUGAGGAAGACGAUUGCAACUGUGACGGAUACGCAGCAUCGAUGUGGACUAUUUCUAUCAACAGUGCAAUCAACGAUGGACAAAAUGCUCACUAUGACGAAAGUUGCAGUUCAACUUUAGCCAGUACUUUUAGUAAUGGUGCAAAGGAUCCUAAUACUGGAGUGGCAACUACAGAUCUCUACGGUAAAUGCACUACAACUCACUCUGGCACUAGUGCUGCUGCACCUGAAGCUGCAGGAGUCUUUGCUCUGGCUUUGGAAGCGAAUCCAUCCCUAACUUGGCGCGAUAUUCAACAUCUGACGGUCUUGACAUCAAAAAGAAACUCACUUUUUGAUGCUAAGAACCGUUUCCAUUGGACCAUGAAUGGUGUUGGACUAGAGUUUAAUCAUCUAUUUGGUUUUGGAGUCCUUGAUGCAGGUGCAAUGGUGUCUUUAGCAAAAAAAUGGCGAACCGUUCCUCCACGCUAUCAUUGUGAAGCUGGUGCAAUUCUGAAUGUGCAUAAAAUUCCAACUACGGGGCCUCUAACAUUGCGAAUUAAGACGGAUGCCUGCAGGAGCACUGAUACCGAAGUUCGUUAUUUAGAGCAUGUUCAAGCUGUCAUUACUGCGAACGCCACAAGAAGAGGUGAUUUAGAAUUAUUCGUCACGUCUCCAAUGGGAACAAGGUCAAUGAUUUUGAGUCGCCGGGCUAACGAUGAUGAUCAUCGAGAUGGUUUCACAAAAUGGCCCUUUAUGACAACGCAUACUUGGGGAGAAUAUCCACAAGGCACUUGGUUGUUGGAGGUAACGUUUAAUUCCAAGGAGCCUCGUUCGGGUUGGCUGAAAGAAUUUUCUUUGGUUUUACAUGGCACGAAAGAUCCACCUUAUAGAAUGCUUUCUCCAGCAUCUCCACAUUCAAAGUUAGCGAUUAUAAAGAAGGCCCAUGAAGAUCGAGAUAAAAUGUAAAUCUACUGUAUUGGUACAAUUGUUGCAUCUAAAUGAAUCAAGUUUUCCAGUUUGGUUUAUCAUAGCACUAAAACUAAUAAAUAUUACCU
This is a messenger RNA of Sabethes cyaneus, 1559 nucleotides long. It is a transcript of the gene amon, whose product is annotated as neuroendocrine convertase 2. Gene Ontology annotation, molecular function: serine-type endopeptidase activity. Bases 88 to 1470 code for a protein of 460 amino acids. The record is from RefSeq and is a predicted model, not a curated record. Gene Ontology annotation, biological process: protein processing. Gene Ontology annotation, cellular component: Golgi membrane; trans-Golgi network. Lineage: Eukaryota; Metazoa; Arthropoda; Insecta; Diptera; Culicidae. The transcript is spliced from 9 exons.